AUGAAUGUACUUAAUGGUUCCAGUUAUCGGCGUCAUAAUGUUAAAGUAACAUAUCAUCAAAUCUGCAACUGGUUUGCUAGUCAACGAGCUGCUAAUAGGAAAUCGCCACAAUCAAAUCAUACAACUGUCGCACAUUGUGCACCAUCAGUGGCUCAAUCAUCCAUUUUACUUCCGCCUCAAUCACGUUCUAGUCCAUCCGGUGAAUUCCGUCCAAAAUUUGAUUUUAAUAGUUUGCUAGAUAGCAAGCAAGCUAAUGGAAAUAGUAGUGAACGUAUCGAAGGAGGUUCAGAAUCGCCGACGCCAAAUGAUGAUGUGAGUGUGCAUAGUGCUAGCGAUUGUGGUUUCGAUCAGGUUUCUGCACUGAAACAGGAUUCUGCAACUUCAUCACCGGAAAUAUCAUUUGAUUUAAAUGGUGGUCAUGCGUCAAUAUCACCGAAGCCAACCGGUGGUGAAACUAUUGGACAUCAGCAAGCAACAAGUAAUGGUAAUGGAAAUGGUAACGCUACGUCAGGGCAGCCACAACAAACACAGACACCAUCCAACACAGUUGCUCGAUCAAGGUUAAUGUUCGACCCACUCACGGAAUUGCCAGUUCUAGAAAAAUGGUUUGAAGAAAAUCCGCAUCCUACUUGGCUCCAGAUUGACCAUUAUACAGAAGCGUUAAACAGCUGUCAGUAUAGACAAAGUUAUCCACCAAUCUCGACACACAAUGUUAAAAUUUGGUUUAAAAAUCGGCGAGCCAAAUGUAAGCGUAUGCAGACUGGUGAUUUGAAUUUGAAAAUGAUGAUUUGA
Messenger RNA from Cercopithifilaria johnstoni, 792 nucleotides. Lineage: Eukaryota; Metazoa; Nematoda; Chromadorea; Rhabditida; Onchocercidae. The record is from the annotation of a GenBank genome assembly.